Messenger RNA from Haemorhous mexicanus (house finch), 1409 nucleotides. It is a transcript of the gene GNG12, whose product is annotated as G protein subunit gamma 12. The record is from RefSeq and is a predicted model, not a curated record. The coding region runs from base 17 to 499 and encodes 160 amino acids. Gene Ontology annotation, molecular function: G-protein beta-subunit binding. NCBI's taxonomy places the organism in Eukaryota, Metazoa, Chordata, Aves, Passeriformes, Fringillidae. The transcript is spliced from 4 exons. Gene Ontology annotation, cellular component: heterotrimeric G-protein complex. Gene Ontology annotation, biological process: G protein-coupled receptor signaling pathway.
GCGGGGCCACGCGGGGAUGGGCGGGACCGAUGGGAAUCGGGGCGGGGCUCCGCUCGGCGGGCGUGGCCUCCGCUCCCGCUCCGGUCGCCCGUGGAGACACCGGGAGCGGCGCUCGGAUCAUUACACCGAUAAAAUCAAGGCAAGCUGGACAGGGAGCAAGUCUGCCUAUGUAGUGUGUAGUGGAUGCCUGUGUGCAAGAGCAGCUCAGGGUGCUGUGCUGCCUGCUGGAAUAACAACCCCCUGUGUUUCCAAGCAGAGCUUCCCUGCCUCUCUGAACAUGUCAGGCAAAACAGCCACCACGAGCAACAACAUCGCCCAGGCCCGCAGGACCGUGCAGCAGCUCAGGAUAGAGGCCUCCAUAGAGAGGAUAAAGGUGUCCAAGGCCUCGGCUGACCUGAUGCUGUACUGUGAGGAGCACGCCAAGAAGGAUCCCCUGCUGAUGGGAAUCCCAGCCUCUGAGAACCCCUUCAAGGACAAGAAAACCUGCAUUUUGUUAUAGGGCAGGGGCAGCUCCUCCUGCCCAGCCCCUGCAGCCCAGCUGGGCCGGGCCAAGCACCACCACUCCCCCAGGUACCUGCAGCCCGUGGGCACUCCCUGAGCCUGCCCAGAGCAUUCCCUGAGCUCCCCAAGGCAUUCCUGCUGAUCCCUGUCCCUGUUAGGAGCUUUCUGACUCGGUCCCUGUCUGUCCUGGCCAAGGGAAUGGGCUCCAGGGUCUCUGCACGGGGGGUCCUGGUGGCGUUUGCCAACUCCAGCACGACCAAAGUUGCCUGAGCUUUGCAGAUAAAGCAAAGCUGUAGAGACCUGAUGGAAUCACUGGGUUUACAUUUUAUAAAAUUAUGGAUUUUUUUUUUGGGGGGGGGGGAGGGAGGAGGUUGUGCCUGUGCUGGCAGCAGCUGUUUGUGCACAGGCACACUUAAAGUGCAUUUUCUAGCAAAAUCUACCUUGCAAAAUGAUUGUAGCAGCUGCUGGGGAGCUCCUGGGAGCUCUGCCUCAGCCUUCCUCCUGCUGGCCUCUCAUCCCAGGGCUUUUAAAGGAUAGAGAUGGGAAUCAGAGAUGCUUUCCCUGCUUUCUGUGAGAUGGAAAAGCAGAACUUCCAGCUUGGAUUCUGCUGCAUUUUCUUCUCGAAUAGAACACCUGUGUUAGUAUAAAACACAGCCUCAAAGAAAUGAGGAAAGAAGGAGAGGCUGGAAGUGCCCUGGCAGAGCUGGAGGAACGCUGCCCUCGCUCCCAGUCCCAGCUGGGUUCUGAGCAGGGAGUCAGAACUUGACUCUUUUUUAUAAAAAAAAUCCAUUUUUAAACAGGAAAAAUGCCAAAUUAGCUCCAGCUUGUGGUUAUGCAUCUAUAAUUGAGGGCCUUUCCAUCUAGUAUAUAUUUUAUAUAUACACAUAAUAAAAAAGUCUUUCUCUGUG